UGCUGCUACACCAGAAUGCUGGUCAGUAUCUGUCAGCCUCUUGUGCUGGUGACAUCACGGGUCAUUAUAUAGUCAGCUCUGGGCUUGCCCAGACAUGCCUACUAAUUAGUAUUUUCGCAAGCUACAGUUUUUUAGAACUCUGACACUGGGAAGCUGAGCGUACAGGUGUACUUGUGUUUCUGGAACACAGUGCAGGUGUUCUAAUCUCCGUGUGGGUGGAGUUUAGUGACGUCGACGCGAAUGUUCCUCUACUACGGCUACUUCAGAAAAUCCGCGGCGGAGAGGAUUUUUCAAAGACGUCUGCAAAACAACUUAGACCAACAAGAUCUGCUGACAGGACCGGACUAUCACAGGUGUGUCUGGAAGAGGAAACAGGAAGGAAAGGCAGAGCCGGAAGAGAGGACAGGACCACAGAGACCUCGUCGCAGCACAGGGCCUCUACGUUGCUUCCGUCAGCAAAGGAUAGGACAAAGACAUCAAAGAAGAGUGGCAUUCAGUAUCUGAUAUCACAAUGGUAGCACAAGCAAAGCCUGAUUAUGGAACCCACCACCGUAAUGCGUUACUUGCUACAAAUAGUACUGAAGUUGAAAUCUCACCAGGAGAAAACAUGCCAAGAAAGACAAUGCAGAAGAUGCAGCUCAAGCGAGAGCUGGGCCUGUUCAGUGCUGUCAAUCUUAUUGUUGGUGUUAUGAUAGGAUCUGGAAUCUUUGUGUCUCCUGCAAGUGCCCUCGAGAGAUCUGGGUCAGUGGGUCUGUGUCUCAUCAUAUGGGCUGUAUGUGGCAGUAUCUCCUUAUUGGGAGCAUUAGCAUUUGCAGAACUUGGAACAGUUGUUCCACGGUCUGGAGCAGAGUAUGCAUAUUUCCAGGAGGCUUAUGGAGGGCUGCACAGAUUCUGGGGUCCAUUGCCAAGUUUCAUAUGCUGCUGGGUGUAUGUUAUUAUACUGAGGCCAGCUGAAGUGGCUGUUAUAAUACUGACAUUCUCAGAGUAUAUCUGCCAACCAUUUGCUUACCAUAUAAAUUACAUGCCUGCAGAGUCUCAAGAAAUACUUAAGAAGAUCAUUGCACUUCUUGGCUUAGGUCUGUUGACAUACAUAAAUUUCAUCAGUGUGAAACUGUAUGUCCACGUACAGAAUAUAUUCACAUCUUGCAAGUUGUUUGCCUGCCUUGUAGUCAUCAUUGGAGGUCUUUAUGAACUGUGCAUUGGAAACACACAGAAUCUCACAAAAGGUUUUGGGGGCUCAACUACUUCUCCCAAAAAUUUAGCUCUUGCCUUCUACAGCGGUCUGUGGGCUUUUGAUGGUUGGUCAACUGUUACAUCUGUUACAGAAGAAGUGAAAAGACCAGAAGUAAAUAUUCCACGAAGCAUCAUGAUAGGAGUUCCUCUAGUAACUGCUGUGUACUUCAUGAUGAAUGUAGCUUAUAUGACAGUCCUCACCAUUCCAGAAAUGAUUGCAGCACCUGCAGUGGCUGUGAUUUUUGGUGAUAGAAUACUUGGAGUAAUGAACUUUAUCAUUCCUCUUGGUGUAGCACUGUCUACAUUUGGAUGCGCUUUAAGCAUCCAGUUCAGUGUCACAAGGUUGUGUUAUGUGGCUGGGAGAGAGGGCCACAUGGUAGAAGUGUUCUCCUACAUCCACAUGAGACGUCUAACUCCUGCUCCUGCAGUAGUUUCACAGGGUCUGUUGUCAUUCAUCUUCAUCAUUAUUGGUGAUAUUACUUCACUCAUUGACUUUGCCAGCUUCCUCAUUUGGAUUUUCUAUGGGGCAGCUAUGGUAGCACUCAUGCUUAUGAGGAGAACAAAGAAAGACGUCAAACGACCUUACAAGGUUCCAUUAUGGAUUCCAUUAUUCAUUAUCUUCAUAGCACUCUUCUUGUGCCUGGUGCCAAUCAUCACAGACCCAUCUCCGAGAUACUUCAUUGCUUUACUCUUCAUUGGAAUUGGAAUUGCAGUUUAUGUUCCUCUAGUCUAUUACAGGCAUCGACCUCAGUGGAUGGAUAAGUUUACCUACUUUAUACAAGUCCUCAUGGAGGUAGUGCCCAGCGAGCAAAGUUUUGACUAACACUUUAAUACUGAGAAUUUAUCAUCAAGACAGUUUAUGAUCAUGGAACUGAGCGCUCUUAUACAAAACUCGGGAAAUUUUGAAAUUCAAUGUGUACAACUGUGUGAAUAAAUCAAUAUUUCACAUGUAAACAAAACAUGCUUUAGAGUAACAAGUUCAAUGCAUGAAUAAUGUUAAAAUAAUUUAAAAGACUACUGUAUAUUGUAACUGGAAAAGGGGGGGGGGAGCUCCUGAGAAUUAUGUUGAGCUUGAAAUUUCUGCUGAAGUGACAACUUAAAAAAAAUAAAAGGAAAUAUUUUUA
This is a messenger RNA of Cryptotermes secundus, 2357 nucleotides long. RefSeq names its product b(0,+)-type amino acid transporter 1. Gene Ontology annotation, molecular function: L-amino acid transmembrane transporter activity. The record is from RefSeq and is a predicted model, not a curated record. The transcript has 14 exons. NCBI's taxonomy places the organism in Eukaryota, Metazoa, Arthropoda, Insecta, Blattodea, Kalotermitidae. The coding region runs from base 512 to 2056 and encodes 514 amino acids. Gene Ontology annotation, cellular component: membrane. Gene Ontology annotation, biological process: amino acid transmembrane transport.